Messenger RNA from Cryptotermes secundus, 3494 nucleotides. RefSeq lists its product as uncharacterized. The transcript is spliced from 3 exons. The record is from RefSeq and is a predicted model, not a curated record. Lineage: Eukaryota; Metazoa; Arthropoda; Insecta; Blattodea; Kalotermitidae. Bases 116 to 3475 code for a protein of 1119 amino acids.
UUGAGAAUAUAAGACUGUUGAUUGAAGUGGAGGAAAAUAAUAACAAUGUAGUAACUUGCAGGCUGAAAAUUGUAUUACAUAAUGAAAGACAGUGGAUUAUCAGACCGUAAUUAUAAUGUCUAGAGAGCACGAACCCGAAGAUGACAUAGACAUAUACGGGGAUAUACCGAACUUUCCAAGUUUCGCAGAUACCGUAAAAGAGCUUCAAGAAAGAAGGAAAGUACUUGAAGAUGAAGUGGCACAAUUGAAGGAGAAGUUGAAGGGAGUUACAGCUGAGAAAAAUGAACUGGAUUCCAAGAACAGAUCCCUUGGUUUAAAUAUAUCAUGUCUCUAUAAAACUGCAACUGCAGAGAUUGGGCGGAAAGAUAGACUGAUAGCUGAACUUAGAAGAGAAAAAGAUAACAUUAUUUUUCGAAGAGUGAAGAAUGUUACCACCACAGAAAGUGACCAUAAAUCAGAAAAACCUGGCAAUCAUCAGUACCAUCAAGAUACAAGUGAACAGACUGAUCAUCCUGCUGCAGAAAUUGAGCAGAAGGAAUCAGGUUAUGCAGAUGCCGACAACAGGAUUUCACAGGAGUUAACAUCCUACAAGGAUCUUCCACCAGAAAGUACUUGCACAGUGUUCAGCAGAAGGCGACUGAACAUCAUUCCUGAGAACAAGUUAACCAGUUUAGAAAAGUCAAGAGAAUAUGCUAAUCGGGAACCAGCAACUUCGUGCAGUUUAAUUCCUGUCUCAGUUACUGAACCACAUAAAGACAUAAGUGAAAAAGUGCACCACAAUUCUGCUUAUUUAAGUAAAGAUAUUGACUCUGUUUCGCAAAAUGAGGUAACUAGAAGCGUGAGCAACUCGGAAAAUGGUAGUAAAUUACCCAAUACAAGAGAUACACUUCAUUCUGAAAUCAAAUCUGAGAGCGUGCAUGUGAAAACAAAGAAACGCAAUAUUGAUAGUUCCAAACAUACCUCACAUACACAUACUGUGUCACCAGUUCCUGUAUCUAGACACUUUCCGCAAAGGGAUGAAGACAAAUCAUAUUCAAAAUAUAAAGCAAAAAUGUACUUGCAAUCUGAGAACUACAGAUCAAGAACACAUUGCAUAAAAGUUUCUUCAUAUCCCCACUUACAUUCAGAACGAUGGGAGUCAUAUAAGAUACCAAGAAAAAUAUAUGAUACCAGUGUAUCUUGUGCUCCUAGAAGCUUGGGAUCAAGAUCUAGAUCUGUUUCCCAGUCCAGGAUUGUACCACGAUCUGUACAGACCAUUGCAAGGGGAAGGUACAAUGGCACAGAAACAUCAGACAAGCACACAGAUCGUGCAUUAAAACUGGCUGACAGUGAUCCAUCUUUAUACUACCUGAAAACACAAUUACCAGAAGACACACAAUUCGAAACUUCAAGGAAUAUCAGUUUUAAACCUCAAAAUAAAUCCAUGCAGGACAGUGAACUAAAUUCUAUAACAGAAGCUUCAAAUGCUGAAUUAGAGUGUUCUUUAAAAAUUCCAAAGACUGGCCCUGGAGCAAAGAUGCAAAUGUCACCUUGUGCAACUGGAUUUACCGCUGUGUCAAACCUGUCUGAACACAAUAGUUUCAAACGUUCAAGAAGAGCUAAAAUUGUAAAACUGUCAAAAUCUGAAACCAAGCCUAUGGAAGUAACAGACUCUGAUUUGGUUAUAAACACAAACAGCAAAUUAUCCAGUGAACAUAAUCAAAGUGGAGGGACAAAGGGACCUCUUGAAAGUAAAGAGACAGAAGAAUCUCACCCCCCAGGCUCUACGAGACAAGUACUGGAAGAUAUAACAGGGAAAGAAAAGAGUACAGAACAUAAACAAAAGUACAGUGGUACAACAAAAGAACAACCCAGUUCAGGGUCAGUACAUGAAAACAUACUGAAAAAGAACACAGUUCCCAAAGAUGAAAACAAUGGCAUUCAGAAUGUGAAUUCUGCUGUGCUCAAAGAAAAAAACAGAGCCGAAGAACCAAAAGAAGAAAUAGGAUCCGAAAAUAUUAAACUGGAUAACAAAGAAAGUACUGAUAAGCAACCUACCACGGAAAAUAAAGUUAAGGAAACAAGUGGCAACCUAAGAAUCAAAUCUGAUUGUCCAAAUGUGAAUGAAAGAAACAAAAAUGUUAACAUAAAAGACGCUGAUCAGCAGUAUGGUGGACAUAUUAAAUUCAUACCUGACAGGCCAUUCGAUACAAAGAGAAAGAGUUUGGGCUCAUUUAGGCCACAAUAUAUCUCGCAGAGAUACAAUGACCCGUCUUCCACGCAAAUCACAUUUAAUAGUCACUGUAAACGACGAAGCCCUUCAGAACUUCUGAAAAAAGACAGAACAGGAAGGACAGUAAGUAAUCACAAUGAGAAGGCCAGAACUACACGAUCAAGGAGCAGGAGUUUUGAAGAUGGAACAGGCAUAUAUAGAGAAACAAAAAGAUAUAAAAUGACAGACAGUGCUGAUGGAACAGGUGUAAGAUAUGAAGACAGUUCUGGAUCAGGAAAUAAAAGCAUAAUCUCAAGGGAUGAAAAUAAGAAGUCACACAGUUCUCAGAACUACAAGGCAGAGAAAGGAAAGCAUGAUGUGGAAACUGAUAGCCUGAAACAGAACAAGACAAGUUUCCAAGGAGAAGAUUCCAGUAGAAACAUUCAGAACAUAUGCUUGUUAAACACUAACACAAGUAACAGUGUUAUAAACUCGAGACUACAUGAUGACUGUAGUGGUCAAAUGAAACCGGUGAGAAGAAUGAACAGUUCUAUAGUGACUACCACAAACGAUAAAGAGGGAAAGGAAAAGAAUUCAGCUGAAGUAGAACAGACAGAACAGAUAACUACAAAAGAAAGUGGAAAAGACGAAGGACACAAUAAAAUCUUUCAGAAGGAAAACUUGUUAGAAUGUAGCGCAGAAGACAAUUCAAUGGAUGGUUACUCUUCACUGGAAGAUAUGGAAGAUAUCCCACCAGACAGAGUAACUAAAACACAAAAAUCUGUCUGUAUGGAAUGGCAGCAGCAUGGAUCAUCCAAACCGCCUGUUACUGAACCAUCAGCCUGUGGUGAAAUAAUUAAAACUUGUGCCCCAGAAAAUAGUUUGUAUUCUCUUUCUACAAGUUCAUCAGCUGGGAAUGUAGAAUUAAGAGACAGAAACUGUGAGGCAGGUGCAGAUGUAUCAGCUGACAGUCAUGAUGAAAUGUGCAUAAAGAAAAUAAAUAAUGGACUCUCCAAGAAUGGAAGGAAGAAAUCAAGCAAUUCUCAUAAUGCUGAAGUGUCUGGGAAAAACAAUGUAAUAAAUGUUGCUAAAAACCAAGGAAAGAAAAUCAGUAACAGAAAAAAAGCUAAAUCAGGCAGACAUGUAAACAGGAGCUUGCCUGAUACUAAUAAAGAAGACAGUAUUGUGAAAUCAAAAAUAAACAGUUGUUUCAGAAAUCCGAUAGGAUCUACAGCAAAAGGAAUGGAGGAUGUCAUUAAAAUUGCAGUAAAGGAAGUGAAGUAAAGAUCUGAAUGUAAAGACU